Molecule: messenger RNA, 6405 nt
Organism: Heterotrigona itama
Lineage: Eukaryota; Metazoa; Arthropoda; Insecta; Hymenoptera; Apidae
Source: the annotation of a GenBank genome assembly
UCGUGCAAAUGUAAAGUGUAUCUCUACCCACGAGUGCAAAAUUUGAACAAAGCGCGAUAUAAUGUGCAUGAAUGAAUUCUGGCUCGUCUGUCGGCGAUGUCAAAAAAAACAGUAGACCAUAACUGAAAAGUUGAAGAGUCGAAAGAUCUAUAUAUAUAUAUACAUACACGGGUAUACAUGCGUAUUUAUCGCGAAGAAGCGACGCUUGCUUCUCGCAGAUAACAAGUGCUUACGCGCAUAAUCUCCAAGCUGUGGUAAAUUUCAAAGCGACGAAGAAAGACAGGAGAGGGAAAAAUUAUCGCUUCGAAUUCUUCUUUCUGUUUUCUGUCUUUUACAAAAAUGUAAACUUUCGGUAAACUUUUCGCGACAAAUACAACUCCGAUUCGCGAUCGACGAUAUUCGGCGACCCGUACCACGUUGUUGGUGCAAUUCUCCAAAAAUUCAUGACACUCGCGACGAAGUGGGAAACGUGAUAUAGUUUACACGUUCGUGUAAAAAUAUCGACGAUAGCGAUAGCAAAGGUGGAAAUUUGAGGAAAAACAACGAGUUAAUCGGUAGUAGAAGGUAGGGGCUACGUUAAUCGCAACAAAAGGGACGAACGAAAGGGGGGAAUGAUUCAGAAGACGACGACGCGAACGAACGUGAAUCGUUUCUAACAUUUUACAGCGUUGUCGCGGUGUUACCAUGAAAACGCGUUUGCAUCGUGUUUACUCUCGAGAUCGCAACUGUUGCACGUACAAUACACGUACGAUAUGCGUUCUAUUUCACAACCUUGUAUUUCAACGCACUUGCUUUCGUCUCGUUUGUCAAAGUUGAAACAGAUCGUCGUGUUCUCUUUCUUAGUUUGAAUCGUAAUCGUAGUCGUAAUCGCAAUCGAAAUGUUAUCGUACGCUACUGUAUUACGUAUCGCGUUUAAAUCUCGAUAGCUUAUUAUCGAGAACGUUUCACUCUCGCUGCUAACACAUCGAUGCGGUUAAUCCACUUUUGUUCUGAUAAUGUGUCUCUCGAUGUGUGUAACAAAGAUAAGCUACUGCAUUCCUGUAUAUCUACGGGAUCAGUGAAAUUUACACAGACACACAGUACGGAAUAAAAUUAAGCACGUCAACGUUCGUCAACAUCUCUCUCUCUCUCUAUUUUCGAAAUUUCGGAAUAGUCGAAAUCUGCUGUUUUCUCUUUCGACUGUUACUCCAUUUGAGAAACAGACGGGUGGUCACAGACGAGGCGCGUCGACGGUCACCAACAACGAACAAACAAGCAUGGAAAUGGAAAAAAGUAAACAACAGACUGAUCCGUGGGAAAAGAAGAAACAUGUAUUCCUUGGGUGACACGAGUCAUGCACGGGCGCGAUCGAUCUUGUCCUUCGAUCUUUCAAUCAACAGGAUAUAUUGCGUUUUCGCAGAGUACACGCAGAGUACAUCGUGCAAGUUACGUAAAGAGUAUCGUCGAAGGGAACAUUUUUGUCACCAACUGCGCGGUAACUGCAAAAAUUAUAGUCACGCGGCAGACAAACGUCCCUGCAAGUUCAACUGCAGCGAUCGGAGCGAUCGGUGUUCUCCAAUAAUCUUCCUAAAUGUUUCCUACAUUUAAGAAGAUAGAUGGAACAACUACCGUUUCCGACGCAAAUGCAAUCGCGAUUAGCAAGGAAUAAUUUCCGAAUAGUCGUGGUAUAUCUUUUGUCUCGUCGGAGACCUUUUGUCUCUCGCUUCAUCGUCGGAAGAAAUCCGUCGCGCGACACGAGUUCUCCUUGCAUUCAUUCGGACGUUCGUCGCAGUCUAAAUUUGUCCGAAUUCGUCAUUCGUCAGUUGUCAUCGGUUUCGUCUCGAUCGCUUUACCGUACCCGGUAAGAGGUACCAUCGAAGAAGAAAAAGAAGAAAACGAAGAAGAAGCAGAAGAAAGAAGAGAAGCGUCGCGGAAGAGAAGCGCCACCACCGAUCAUCUUAUAUACGAGCAAGUGUUACGAGCGUAAGUAAAGUUACGAUUAUUUACCGUCACGAUCGCUACGUGAUAUAUAUACAACGCGUUCGAUACAUCGUUGUCGUUCGAACAACGAUCGAUCGUCGAAUCGAACUCUCGUCGACGAACGUCCGACGAUCGAAGAAAAAUCCUUCCUUCCAGGAUGAAUAUUCGAUGGAAAAGGGAAACGAAAAAAUAAUCGCAUCGUCGAUAAAACACGUUUAGUCGAUGACACUUAAAAUCGUGUAUCGGAUAUCUAGAUCGUCGGAAUCGUCAUCGAGGGAGAAGAAAGGUACGACUUUCGAAGGUCGCGAAAUCAGAAUGCGAGGAGAGUUAUCGGGCGAUAAUGUUGUCGGGUUGUCGUUUGCUCGACCGCCUAACGACGAUCUGUUUUUAGUGCGGUGGUAGUAAGAAUCGCGACAACAAUUCGCCGAACGGUCGUUUCGUCGUCGUCAAUCGCCAAGUAACAGAGAGGAAAUUUAGAGAAGGGACGAACGCGUCUCGACGAAACUCGACGAAUUUUCGCAUUUCGUUCGACUCUCUGUCAGAAGAAAUCUCGACGAGUUUUCACAGUUGCUGACAACACGCUGCGUCGCCACCUCGCAUCGAAGGUUCGGUCGCAAGAGAAUGUCGAAGAAGCAAUGGUUGGCCCUGUUGAUGCUGUUCUUGACUUACUUGUUGCUGGGUGCUUCCAUCUUCUACCAUAUCGAGAGUCCCCUAGAGAUCGAGCGCGCCAGAGAAGCCAAACGCGAACGCAUCGAGAUCAACGCUUUGCUUCAUGCGCACUACGUGCCCAACUUGAAACACGAUCACGAUGAAAUUCUCAGGAAACUGACGCGAUAUUGCGGAAAAUCGGUUUACAAUUAUACCGAAGGAGAGACGGAUCGCCUGAAUUGGGAUUUUUACAACAGCUUUUAUUUCGCUUACACCGUCGUCAGCACGAUAGGUUACGGGAAUUUGGCUCCGACGAACAUGCUCGGUCGCAUCCUGAUGAUAUUUUACGGCCUGAUAGGAAUUCCUAUGAAUGGAAUUCUAUUAACGCAGCUGGGAGAAUUUUUUGGCCACGUAUUCGUGAAAGCUCAUCGGAAGUACAAGUCGUACAAACACGGCCACAGCGAGCAGUAUUACGCCAGAAAAUUGACGACGUUCGAAACGGGAAAAGUUGGAUUAGCCGCGCAGAUAUUCGCCCAUUUGAUACCAGGUUUCGUCAUGUUCGUUUUUUUCCCAGCGUUUCUCUUUUCCUACUACGAAGAUUGGACUUACGACGAAGCCGUCUACUAUGCUUUCGUCACGUUGACGACCAUUGGCUUCGGAGAUUACGUGGCAGGACAGGACAACAGCAAGGGUAGCGGAUUUUUCUUCACGUCGUACAAGACCUUCCUGAUCUGUUGGAUUUCCUUCGGACUGGGCUACACCGUUAUGAUCAUGACGUUCAUCGCGCGCGGUAUGCGCAGUAAGAAGAUCGCUCGAAUCGAGCACAAACUGGCGGCGAAUUUAAAACACACGCAAAGUAAAAUUUGGAACGAGUUCAACAAAGAGGUAGACUACUUGCGUCGUGUUUUCAACGAGUUACAGCUAUCCAAGGUCAAGAGAGUGUACAUCGACGAGUGUAACUGCGAGAUUCCACCUUUGAAAUUCCCACGCAGCAACAGCUUUCCCGAUCUUCGAGAUUUGCUCUACUGUUCGAGAGAGAAGGACAAACUGUGCGGCAGACCUCGACGUCGUGCCAACAGCGAAGUGGUGCCGACAGGAGAUGAAAUAACGCGAGUCGUUUCCGAGACCGAUCUGCAAAGAAUCGACAAAACAGCAACGUUCGCGACGCACGCGAUGGUUCAGCCGGCGGAGCUGUUGGCGAGAUUGGUCGACAUUCUUGGUUACAUACCGCCAGUCGCGGAAGAUGGGACUGGAGCCGAUAAUUCGAAUCAGACUACGUUCGUCAACAACCAAGAUAUCGGAUAUCGCGGUGGUGACAACAAACUCGAAGAGAACAGCAGCAAAGAAUACUCGCGAAAAGAGUCGUACACCGGAUCGGGAGUUCGAACGAUCGGUCGUGAAGGAACAACACCAGCGUUCAGAGGCUUUGGCAAACCUCGUUCAAGAGCGACCAGCGAGAUCAAACUGUACGAAACGAGGAACGAAGAUCGAAACGUCGAACGAACUUGGUCCGGUCCGACAGCGGCUGAAAGAGUCGGAGAACUAACGAAAUCACGAACAAGCGAAUCGUCCGACAGACGAGAACAACACGGCGAGAAAGAAGGAAAAUUUUCAAAGCUUCGUAAAUUCGCGCUAACACGAUCCAUUUCCAAAGCUGCGGUCUCGUCCGCUCCUCGGAGAGGUCGUUUCUCCACGAGCUCGACGGGGAAGAGGAACUCGGGGAAGGAAUCGGAUCGCGAGAUCAACGGACAACGACGGACGUUCGCGUCGGAAUGCGAGUCGAUCGACGACAGACGAGAUUCCCAAUCCAUUUGGAAUCCACCGCGAAGACAUUAUUACACGCAUACCGGCGGCGCAGAGAGCAGCUGCGAUCCGAACGACGCAGAAACUACGAACAACUUGCCGGAGGAAACCAGCUUGGCCGACCUUUUAAGAGCUCUCACCGUUCUUCAUCGCGCGAGAAGCGUCGCCGCGUCCAACAGCAGCCGGACCUCGGUCGCCAACGCGGACCACCAUCCGACGUUUCUCCGACGCGAUCAACCUCGGAGAAAGAUGGGUAUCGCUUCUUCGACACCGCCGAAACUUCCCAGUUUGUUCACGUUAUUUUCACCUUCUUCCACGCCUACGUCGACGACUCGAGGUGACAACGAGAGCACGGCUACGCAAGAAUCUCGCUCGAACGAGAACAACAAGCCAGCCUCGUCUCGGAAUCGGCGAGAUUCGAGAAGAGGUUCGAGUUCGGUGUUCGUCGCACCCACGAGCACCAAGUCGAGAAGAUUUUCCUCGAGACCGGUAGCCACGCCCGUUGGUCCUCCGACGCCUCCGAAAAAUGACUCGCCGCACUUGUCGGAUUCGCGACGAACGCCACAGGUACGCAACAGAUCGUCGUCGUUUUUGUUCGAAUCGCCGAAAGAACCACUCGUCCGAACGGAGAGAGUGCCAGGCCGUUCAACGCCGAUAAAGAAAUCAUCGUGCCCGAACGAUCGACGUUUCUCGUUGCGACCUACCCAAAGUCCAAACAUCGCAUCUUCGUCGAAGGCUACACCUCGUUGGAAAGCCGGCAUGCCGCAACGACAAAUCGGUCAAACGAAUCCUCGACGUCGAGCCAGAGCCUUCAGUUUGAGCGACGUUCACGCCGAAGAUCCGAAAGAGAGAACGACAAGCGAACGACAACCACCUUUCGAUCCGUCGUCCGAUAUUCGCGACAAACGCGGUGACGGCAACGCGAAAGACCGCCGCAGAGACAACGUUUCCCCAAACGAGUCCGAGGAUUCGAGAAACAACGACGAAUCUGCGAGAAAUUCCACCUUUGUCGAAAAUUCCGAUCCGACAGUUCCGUUUUCGACACUCGGCCGAGAAAGCGCCGCUCGCGCGACAAAUUCCGUUCGGCUCGAAGAAAAAACCGCGCAAAUCGUCGAGCCAGACGACACGAGCGAAUCGAUCGCAGACGCAAUCGUCGCAAAGACCGCAAGUAUCGGUAUCGAUCGUUCGAACGAACGUGCGUUUCGUCCCCGUCGGUCAGGCGACGACAGACACGGAGAAGAAGAAUUCGUUUCGUCCGAUACGAAGGAACAAACAUGGUCGAAGGAUUUUUCCACCGCUGUCGACUUUGCUCCCGACUGCAACGUACUCGUCGACGUCGACGCGAAAUCGCAGGAAUCGUUGACGGAAGUAAAAAUAGAAAAUCCCGGUACGAACGGUCGUUCUCGCUACGAAUACCUCGACCUCGGUAGUUCGCGUUUUCACUCCUCUCCGGUUCAACCUUGUCUCGAGAACGUUGAAGAUUCGCUCGACACCCAACGACAGACCGACGCAGGGAAUCGACUUGUUCCUGUUGUCGAACAUUCCGACCAAAUUGUCGUAACGACCACCGCCCGCAACGCUGCCAACGCCAACGUCGUCACCUGCGGGAAAAGAAAAAAAACGAAACGAAACGAAACGAGACUGCGUUUUCAAGCGAGAAACUCCGACAAACUCACCGGUCAGUAUCGCCUCGAAUAUCACACCCGUGUAAUAAUCGAGCCCCCUGGCAAGACUGAGAUCGAAAAUUAUCUCGUCCGCGACUCGCAGCAGGUCGCAGUACUGGAACAACAAUUCCACGGAUUCCAGCCCUUUUACCGCGGACUCGUAUCUCGUCAGUCGGUCGUCGGCCCUCAAUUUCGAGAUCAAUUCCGUUCCACCGGACUGCGAGACGUAAGCGCCAAUUUCGUCGGCGCUGGAUUCGUCGAGGCCUUUCUCCUCGAUCAUCUCCCUUCUGACUUCGGACCAGGGAUUCUUAUCCAACUUGUCGACGGCUGA